Molecule: messenger RNA, 2891 nt
Organism: Phytophthora nicotianae INRA-310
Lineage: Eukaryota; Oomycota; Peronosporomycetes; Peronosporales; Peronosporaceae
Exons: 1
Coding region: 293-2539 (748 amino acids)
Biological process (GO): ubiquitin-dependent protein catabolic process; protein ubiquitination
Cellular component (GO): cullin-RING ubiquitin ligase complex
Molecular function (GO): ubiquitin protein ligase binding
Source: RefSeq, a predicted model, not a curated record
GACCUAAACAUUGAAAAUUAAAAAAGAAACUUUCCAAUUAGCCAGAUAUUCUAUACUGAAGAAAAAACGCACUGCAAACUAUGUUUCUAUAGAGGAUUCGCCACCCUGUGAUCUUAUCAACCAAGAGGAAAAGAAGGGAGGCAAAUUGACCUGCCAUUUUCAACCGCGCCAGGUUGACGCAGACUCGCUCCUCGCUCCAGUCAGUAACAGUUCUUGUCGGUGUGUUUCGCUCCAGUUUCGCUUCAUUGCCACGCUCUAAAUUCUACAGUAGCUUAAGCGAAAGAUCUCGACGAUGAGUGGGAAGAACAUGAUCUCGCUCGAGGAAGGUUGGGACCAGGAAAUUAAACCCAAGGCCAUCGACGUGCUGCUGGAUAUCCUGGACAAGGGCUUUGAUCAAGUGAAGGUGUCGCCCUUCCCGCCCAAUGCCUUCAUGCCCAUCUACACGACGUGCUACAAUAUGUGCACACAGCGCUCGCCGUACAAUUUCUCCGAGCAGCUUUACGACCGCCACGGCCAGACUUUCGACACGUAUCUGGAGCAGAAGGUGCUGCCCAGUUUGGAGCAGGCACAUGACGAGUUCUUCUUACAAGAACUCGUCAAGCGCUGGACUAACCACAAGCUCAUGAUGAAGUGGAUGACCCGCUUCUUCAUGUACUUGGAUCGCUACUACGUCAAGCACCACUCGCUGCCGACACUGGACGAUGCUGGGCUGCAGAGCUUCGACCACAUGGUCUUCCAGAAGGUCAAAGUACGCGUUAAAGACGCCAUGAUCGAGCUCAUUGAGAAGGAGCGCAACGGAGAGAUCAUUGACACGACGUUGAUGAAGAACUGCGUCGAGAUCUUUGAGGUCAUGGGCAUGAAAUCCCUCGACGUCUACCAGAGCUGUCUGGAGGCGGACCUUGUAGCCACUAGCGCUGUCUACUACGAGCGCAAGUCCAAGGGCUGGCUCAGUGAAGACUCGACGCCCGUGUACCUCCAGAAGGUCGAGGAAGCUCUGCAGAGCGAACGCAAUCGUGUGCACACAUACCUGCACAAAUCCACGGAGCCGAAACUCGUCAAGAAACUGGAGAGUGUGCUGCUUGAAGCGGCACAGAAGGAGCUCAUUGAGAGGGAGAACUCUGGUGUCAUUGCAUUGUUGAAGAACGAUAAGCUCGAGGACCUGGCGCGUAUGUACCGUCUGUUUGCUCGCCUUAAGAACGGACUGGAGCCGAUUGCAGACCUGGUGCAGCAGCACAUUACGGCUGUGGGUAACGAUAUCGUCGCCAAGCGCGCUAAUGCUGUAGCUUCGGGCAACGUGCGUGACCCCAGCUCGGACCCCACGUUUAUCAAGGAUAUUCUCGCUAUCCACGACAAGUUCCGCAGCAUCGUGAACGAGCAAUUCGCUGGUAAUUCGCUGUUCCAGAAGGCUCUGAAGGAAGCUUUUGUCGAGUUCGUUAACAAGGAUGUGGGUCCGGACAGCUCGGCCAAGCUGAUGAGUACGUUCUGCGACCGUAUCCUCAAGACUGGAGGCGAGAAGCUCAGUGAUGAGCAAGUGGAGGACUAUUUGGAGAAGGUGGUGUUCGUGUUCUCGUACCUUACGGACAAGGAUCUAUUCGCUGAAAUCUACCGCAACCAACUUGCUAAACGUCUGCUGAACCAACGCUCUGCUUCUGCAGAUGCCGAAGUGCUGAUGAUCGGUAAGCUCAAGCUGCGUUGUGGUGCGCAGUUUACCGGUAAGAUGGAAGGCAUGAUGAACGAUCUGGCUAUUGGAAGUGACCACCACCAGGAGUUUGAGGGAUUCUUGAAGAAACAACGUGAAAGCGACUCGAACGAGGCUGCCUUGAAUCUCGAGUUUAGCGUUCAGGUGCUGACGACCGGUUACUGGCCGUCGUACCGUAUUUUGGAGGUCACAAUGCCGCCGCUUAUGGUCCGAUGCAUGAACCUCUUCAAGGUAUACUACGACUCGAAGACUAGCCACCGUCGGUUGCAGUGGGUACACUCGCUGGGUAACGCGACGAUCCGAGCCAACUUCCCCAAGAAGAAAUGGUACGAUCUGCAGGUGUCGACGCUGCAGGCUGUUGCGCUGCUUCUGUUUAAUGAAGGCGAAGGCGCGUUGUCGUUCGAAGCUGUACGCGAGUCGCUGAACCUUACAGUGGAUGUGGUGAAGCGCAUUAUGCACUCACUAUCGUGUGGUAAGUACAAGCUACUGACCAAGACUCCUGCCGGCAAGACGAUCUCGACCAGCGACCAGUUUGCCGUGAACAAGACGUUUGCUUCACCGAUGCGUAAGCUGCGUAUUCCGAUGGCUUCUCUGGAAGAAAGCCACAGUCAGAAGAACGUUGAAGAGGACCGCAGUAUCGCCAUAGAAGCCGCCAUCGUGCGUAUCAUGAAGGCACGUAAGACGCUUCAGCACCAGCAGCUUAUCUCGGAGGUGCUGAGCCAGCUGGCCUUCUUCAAGCCGAAUCUCAAGGUGAUCAAGCGUCGUAUCGAGGCUCUUAUCGACCGCGAAUACCUCGAGCGCGACCCCGAUCAAGCCAACACGUACCGCUACCUCGCAUAAGCGAAUUACCGGAGUCCCGUAUGACACAGCGCGUUUGGUUCGAUAUAUGGCGCAAAUAAACGUGUCUUUGGUCCUGAUAGCAUGAAGUUGUGUCGUUUUGUGGAUUAAAAUGCAGGUUAAAUGGACAAGAGUGGUGUGUCUAAGGAAAGGUGACCGACUGCGUGUGUAUUACAGUGUGGAUAUGCAUCUACUUUUUGAAGAACCGGUUGAGUGCCGUGGGUGCGCUCUCUGCCUUUUCAUUCCACUGGCGCUGCUGUUCCUGCCGCUCUUGACGUUUCUGCUUGUUGGCUAGCUGCUCGCGGAAUUGCUGCUUCUGUGCGUCCACGACGUUCUGUUGCUUCUUGCGUAGUCG